Molecule: messenger RNA, 1485 nt
Organism: Chrysoperla carnea
Lineage: Eukaryota; Metazoa; Arthropoda; Insecta; Neuroptera; Chrysopidae
Product: TATA-box-binding protein 2
Exons: 6
Coding region: 231-947 (238 amino acids)
Biological process (GO): DNA-templated transcription initiation
Molecular function (GO): DNA binding; RNA polymerase II general transcription initiation factor activity
Source: RefSeq, a predicted model, not a curated record
AUUGUUUUACAUAUUUUCCAUUAAAGAUAAUUAUACUUUAUAGAUAAAUGCAUUGAUAUGCAAUGGAUAACUGAUACCUUCGUAAUAAUCUAUAAAUCGAAAUGCAAAUAUAUUAAUUAGUUUAAUUAAUUUAAAUCGUACGGUUCAUUUAUUUUGAAAACAUCUUAAGAUUACAUAUGUUAUUCAUGUUAAUUAGUGCAAGCUAUGAAUAAACUGUUCAAAAUAUUAUAAUGGAUCAGGUUGCCCCAGAUUUGGGUUCACCAAAAUUAAUAUUAAAUAGUCCAUUACGAACUCAAAACACAACAGGAUCGAAUAAGCCAAACUGGAAUCCGCCAACACCAACAAUAAAUGCUUCACCAACUAAAAUUCCAUUUACCGCUCCACCAUCUGCGGUUGCUGGAGAUUUAAUUGGUAGUGUACAAUUACAAAAUUGUGUUGCAACAGUUUCACUAGGAUGUGAACUAGAUUUGGCUACGAUAAAUUCCCGUACUCGUAACUCAGAAUACAAUCCAUCCAGGUUUCAUGGCGUGAUAAUGCGGAUACGAGAACCAAGAUCAACAUCUUUAAUAUUUCGUUCUGGAAAAUUAGUGGUCACUGGUGCUAGAAACGAAAAUGAUGCCCUACUUGCUACAAAAAAAUUUGCUCGAAUUAUUCAAAAAUUAGGUUUUUCGAUCAAAUUUACGGAUUUUAAAGUACAAAAUUUGGUUGCAACUUGUGAUUUACGCUUUCCCAUUAAAUUGGAGAAUUUAUAUCAUGCACAUGGACAGUUCAGUUGUUAUGAACCCGAACUAUUUCCUGGAUUAGUGUAUCGAAUGGUAAAACCUCGAUUGGUGUUACUUAUAUUUGUAAAUGGAAAAAUUGUAUUCACAGGCGCAAAAAAUAGACAAGACAUAAAAGAGGCAUUUGAUAAUAUUUAUCCAAUCCUAAAAAGUUUUCGCAAGAAUUAAAAUUAUUAUUUCAUUUACACACUGUUAUUUAUUUUAACCACAUCCUGAAGUACAAAUCAAAACGUAUUCGUAUUCCGUAGCCUCCCAUAUUUCAAGGAAUCGGAUGAUACAAAUAUAACUGGCCAUUAGCUAUGUUGUAUGAAGUGCAGAGAGUAUUUAUGGUUGUGGGAAUAUAAGUGGAAAACGGCCACUGAUAAUAUGGACCCUUCAGAAUAAGAAAAUGUGUCAUCCUUCUCCAAGAUCCAAAACUAAUGUGAAAAAAAUAAAAGCUUCAUUUAAGUGGAACACAAACAAAAGUCUGGUAUAGCAACAAAAUAUACCAUAAGGGGCCAUUCAUUAAUUAUCUAAGGAGGCGGGGGGUGUAAAAAUGUCCUUGUCUAAGGGAGGUGGAGUAAAAUUCAUUCUUACGUAAUAUUUGGUAAUAGAAACUUAAUAUUAGAAAUCUAGUUCCAUUUCGGAUGAAAAACUCGUUAUGUAAUCCCUCAUCAGCAUAAUCUUCCCCCUCCUUUAGUCUUUAAAAAGAUUUCAAUCCAAAUUU